CUCCUCCCUCCCCGCUGCGACCCCCAGGACGGAGGGCCUUUCCUAGGACCCUCUCUCCACGGCACAUCUGUGGGAGAGGAGGGACGUACAUUCGGGAGAGAGUGGGACCUGGGCGUAGGGCUGGGGUGUUAAGUUGGGAGGACAGGCUGUGAAUGCAGGCUCCAGCUGUGCAGACUACCCAUCCUUUUCUUGGCUCCAAGGAGAAAGGCAAGCCUGGCAGCCAUUCCUCUCUGAGGAGGUCUGGGCGAACCCCACCAACCGGCUGCCCAAGCUGCUGAGGGGACGAGGGAACCACUGCCCCCCGCCCCCUGCGGUGUCCUCCCGCCUCAGAGCUGGAUCUUACCCCGCCCCGCACCGCAGUGACCUCCCCUUCCUCACUGCAGUGACCUUCUCCUUUCCCCCUGGAAGGGGUGGGGGAAUCCCUUCUCCAGCCGGUGGUAGCCGCCUGCUCCUCCCCACCCCCACCCACUGCAGUCACCUCUUUCCCAUCCUCCUAGCCUCUGGCCCCUCCCACGAUCUCAGGCUCCACCCCUCUAAGCCUCUUACCUUUCUCCUUACUUCCCUUCCACCCAAGGAGAUCCCAGCCAUCAUGUCGAUAACGAAGAUCUGGGCCCGGGAGAUCUUGGACUCCCGUGGAAACCCCACUGUGGAGGUGGAUCUCUACACUGCCAGAGGUCUUUUCAGGGCCGCAGUGCCCAGUGGAGCCUCCACUGGGAUUUAUGAAGCCCUGGAGCUAAGGGAUGGGGACAAACAGCGUUACUUAGGCAAAGGUGUCCUGAAGGCCGUGGACCACAUCAACACAACCAUUGCACCAGCCCUCAUCAGCUCAGGUCUCUCUGUGGUGGAGCAGGAGAAGCUGGACAACCUGAUGUUGGAGUUGGAUGGGACAGAGAACAAAUCCAAGUUUGGGGCGAAUGCCAUCCUGGGUGUGUCCUUGGCCGUGUGUAAGGCAGGGGCAGCCGAGCGGGAAUUGCCACUAUAUCGCCACAUUGCUCAGCUGGCUGGGAACUCAGACCUCAUCCUGCCUGUGCCGGCCUUCAACGUGAUCAAUGGUGGCUCCCAUGCUGGGAACAAGCUGGCCAUGCAGGAGUUUAUGAUCCUUCCGGUGGGUGCCGAGAGCUUUCGUGAUGCCAUGCAACUUGGGGCGGAGGUCUACCACACGCUCAAGGGAGUCAUCAAGGACAAGUAUGGCAAGGAUGCCACCAAUGUGGGAGAUGAAGGCGGCUUUGCCCCCAACAUCCUGGAGAACAGUGAGGCCUUGGAGCUGGUGAAGGAAGCCAUUGACAAGGCUGGCUACACGGAAAAAAUUGUCAUUGGCAUGGAUGUCGCUGCCUCAGAGUUUUAUCGUGAUGGCAAAUAUGACUUGGAUUUCAAGUCUCCUGCUGACCCUUCCCGAUACAUCACUGGGGACCAGCUGGGGUCCCUCUACCAGGACUUUGUCAGGGACUAUCCUGUGGUCUCCAUUGAGGACCCCUUUGACCAGGAUGACUGGGCUGCCUGGUCGAAGUUCACGGCCAAUGUAGGGAUACAGAUUGUGGGUGAUGACCUGACAGUGACCAACCCAAAGCGUAUCGAGCGGGCACUGGAAGAAAAGGCCUGCAACUGCCUGCUGCUCAAGGUCAACCAGAUCGGUUCAGUCACUGAAGCUAUCCAAGCGUGCAAGCUGGCCCAGGAGAACGGCUGGGGGGUCAUGGUGAGUCAUCGCUCAGGGGAGACUGAGGACACCUUCAUCGCAGACCUGGUGGUGGGGCUGUGCACAGGCCAGAUCAAGACUGGUGCCCCGUGCCGCUCUGAGCGUCUGGCUAAGUACAACCAGCUCAUGAGAAUUGAGGAAGAGCUGGGAGACGAAGCUCGCUUUGCCGGACACAAUUUCCGCAAUCCCAGCGUGCUGUGAUCCCUCUACUCUCCUGGAGACUGGGACCCCCUCCACCCUCCUGGAACCCCUUCCUGUCCUGCUCUGUGAUAUUUCACCCCAGACACCCCAGCUGACCUGCCCCACGGCUCCUGGGCUUGUCCCACCCCUGCUGUCUCUACUCUCCCCCUCUGGGUUCCACACUCUUCACUUCUCCUCCCUUCCUUUUCUCUCUCCUCAAAGACUGGCCACAGGACUGAGGAUUAUAAGGGGGUCCGUGGAAGAAUGAUCAGGGUCUGUGACGGGAGCAUCAGGGUUGGCUGCUGAGGUGUUCAGGGAGGGGCCCUGGGUCACUUGUGCUUUGCACCUGUUCCAUGUGUUUUCCACGUUGCAGAUGAGCCAGGCACUGCAUGGUGCUGAGGUGGAGGGAGGUGCUGGCUGCUGGGCAUGCCUGCCCUAAGGUUUUAGUGUGUUAUUAUUUAUUUAUUUAUUUAUUUAUUUUUCACUCAUCCUGUUGAUGAUUCAUUUCCUCAUGACUCCAGGGCCAAAAACUGGCCUGACUGGAGGGUACUAUGUAUUUCAUAUGGCUAUAGAUUCUGAGAUGGUCUGGGAUGGAAGUCUUGCUGGAAUGCUGAAGGGAACAGAAAAAGGCCUUGCUGGCAGUUCCUUUGUGUGUAGCAACCCUUCACUGAAGCCUGGCUGGGGCCAGAGAUGGGGCUGUGCACCUGGGGACUCUUCCCCGGAACUCUCUUCCCAGCCCUACCUUCCCUGUUCUUUCUCCAGCUGCCCCAGAGCAAGGUCUUGCUCCCACCAUGCCAUGUUCCACAGUUCCCACCACCUCUGACAUUGAAAUGAGCACCACCAUUAAAGUCUGAAUCACAGUGCA
Molecule: messenger RNA, 2738 nt
Organism: Myotis brandtii (Brandt's bat)
Lineage: Eukaryota; Metazoa; Chordata; Mammalia; Chiroptera; Vespertilionidae
Gene: ENO2
Product: enolase 2 (gamma, neuronal)
Exons: 11
Coding region: 590-1894 (434 amino acids)
Biological process (GO): glycolytic process
Cellular component (GO): phosphopyruvate hydratase complex
Molecular function (GO): magnesium ion binding; phosphopyruvate hydratase activity
Source: RefSeq, a predicted model, not a curated record